Molecule: messenger RNA, 1725 nt
Organism: Dromiciops gliroides (monito del monte)
Lineage: Eukaryota; Metazoa; Chordata; Mammalia; Microbiotheria; Microbiotheriidae
Gene: AQP9
Product: aquaporin 9
Exons: 7
Coding region: 124-993 (289 amino acids)
Biological process (GO): glycerol transmembrane transport; water transport
Cellular component (GO): plasma membrane; basolateral plasma membrane
Molecular function (GO): water channel activity; glycerol channel activity; urea transmembrane transporter activity
Source: RefSeq, a predicted model, not a curated record
ACUCAAGCCCGUGGCUGUGGUUUGGCAAGGCAUCCAGUAUAACAUCUCUUUUCUCAUCUCCUGGAAAAAAAAAAGCAAAAAAUUACCUUGAAAAUAAAGGACUCGUGGCUGCAAGUUUAGGAGAUGGACAGAAAGGUGGAAAAAACCUUCAAAAAUAAAUUAAUGCUGAAGAACCCCUUGGUCAAAGAAACGAUUGCAGAAUUCUUGGGGACAUGCAUGUUGGUUAUACUUGGAUGUGGUUCUGUAGCUCAAGCUGUCCUCAGCAGAGGGGCUGCAGGUGGAACUGUAACCAUAAAUGUUGGUUUUGCAUUAGCUGUUUCAAUGGCUGUUUAUGUGACAGGAGGCGUCUCUGGUGGUCACAUUAACCCAGCAGUAUCCUUUGCUAUGUGUCUCUAUGGACGGAUGAAGUGGUAUAAAUUCCCUUUCUAUGUUGUGGCCCAGUUCCUGGGGGCUUUUCUAGGGGCUGCAGCUCUCUUUGGAGUUUACUAUGAUGCACUUAGGUCCUUUGCUGAGGGAAAACUGCUCGUCACAGGAGAAAAUGCAACGGCACAUAUUUUUGCAACAUAUCCACUUAAAUACGUGACUGUGCUAAAUGAAUUUGCAGACCAAGUGAUGUCUUCCGCAUUCCUUCUCUUGGUUGUCUUUGCUAUUUUUGAUGAAAAAAACUGGAGGGUCCCCAAGGGCCUAGAACCUGUUGUCAUUGGCCUACUGAUCCUUCUCCUCACUUCCUCAAUGGGAAUGAACAGUGGUUGUGCCAUGAACCCAGCUAGAGACCUGGGUCCCAGACUAUUCACAGCUCUGGCAGGUUGGGGGUUUGAAGUCUUCACAGCUGGAAGUUAUUUCUGGUGGAUCCCAGUAGUAGGGCCUUUCCUUGGUGGCACCAUAGGAGGCUUCAUCUAUAUUUAUGGCAUUGAAAUUCAUCACACAGACCCAAAGGAAAAUGAAAAUAUGGAACAAGUGGAGGAGAAACAUGAAUUGAGUGUGAUAAUGUAAUAGAGCAUGCCCCACCCUGGGUUUUGCAGUUGACUGCAAUCAAGGAUCUAUAACCAUGUCUAUUCACUAAAAGUACAAAUCUGAUGAAGUUGUAACACUGAAAGCUAGGUGAAAAUCCACUCACUUGUACUGGGCUCAAUGGGAUAGAUAACUCCACUGAAAAGCAGUAGGACUAAGCAAGAAGUUGGAUUGGAGGCCUUUGCCUCUACAGGUUGGGUGUUCCCCUAGGAGAGCACUUGAAAAGGAAUCUUCUAAUGGAGCAGAACAUUCCCCCCCUCCCUUUUGAUUUCAUCCUUGUGAUGUUAGUCCUUUGGGGUAGGACACUUGAUUGCUGACAUGUUCACCUGGAUUUAUCCCAACUGCAUUAUCUGUAAAGAAAUAUUUCAUUCAGUGCCAUCAUGCAGCAGGCCUUUUAUCGUGUGAGCCCCAAAGGUUAUUUUCUGACUACCAAGGUGUGUGUUCAAAGACUUAACAGUUGUUUCAGCUAAGUUAUCUGAGACGGGAAGUGUAUGGUACAUUCUAGCCAGUUAUCAACUCUGCUGCUUUAACACAUUCACUGGUGAAUCAUGCAUCCUAGAAAUGGUCUUGCCAAAAACAAAAACAAAAAACAAAACCCUGAAAACACCUUAAAGAGAGAAUAUAAAAUAUGCUCAUGGUCCUUUGGAUUAGCCAUGGGGGAAAAAAGCCCUGCCUCAUGUGUCCAUAUCUUUAAUAAAUCGGAGGGAAACUGAA